Fusarium keratoplasticum is the source of this 648-nucleotide messenger RNA. Its product is annotated as DSBA domain-containing protein. Gene Ontology annotation, molecular function: oxidoreductase activity. The record is from RefSeq and is a predicted model, not a curated record. The transcript has 2 exons. The coding region runs from base 1 to 648 and encodes 215 amino acids. Lineage: Eukaryota; Fungi; Ascomycota; Sordariomycetes; Hypocreales; Nectriaceae.
AUGCUGGUGGAUAUUGUCAUCCACGGGGACCUCCUCUGCCCAUGGUGCUUCCUCCAGAAGAAGAGUCUGGAGGCGGCAAUGGAACGAUAUCAAGCCCUCCACCCCGAGAUCGAGUUUGACGUCUCUUGGAAGCCCUUUCUGCUAUAUCCCACAUUACGAAGAGGUGACAAACGCGCUCUCUACGAAAAGAUAAUGUCCCCCGAGAAGCUCCGCGUCUUCACUUCCCGUCUGCAAAAGGCCGGCGCCCGCCACGGCGUCUCCUUCUCCGUCACGGGCGUCACAGGCCCGUCCCAGCCCGGUCACCGGCUCCUGGCCCUAGCCCUCUCGACCCGGGGCGCCGCCGCCCAGGCGGCCCUCCUCGAUGCCCUCUUCCGGGGUCACUUUGAGGCCGGCGCCGACAUUGCCGACGAGGAGUGGCUUGUCAGGGUGGCAAGAAGCACAGCCGGUCUUGAUGAUGUUGCUGUGAGGGCUGUGCUGAGGAGCGAAGAAGCUGGGAGGAUGCUUGAGGAUGAGGUUAGGAGUGCGGCUGUUGGGGGUGUCGAGGCUGUGCCGUGCGUUACGGUGCAAGGGAGGUUCAGAGUAGGAGGGUAUCAAGAGUCGGAUGUGUUUGAAGGCUUGUUUGACAAGAUACGGCGGGAGGGUAGAUGA